Messenger RNA from Cuscuta epithymum, 387 nucleotides. The record is from the annotation of a GenBank genome assembly. Lineage: Eukaryota; Viridiplantae; Streptophyta; Magnoliopsida; Solanales; Convolvulaceae.
GGAAAUAGUAGAAUAUGCUGUCAAACUAUUUUCUGGUCUGGUGACAUUGUGCAACAAAACACUGAAAUUUGCGAUUUCAAGAAGAGAUAAACAAUCAACAAACUCAUCAACAGAAACCCCUCAUGCAUUAAAUUCUUCUGUUAGACAAAGGAUGCAGUCUGUAUCGCCAUAUGAUAAAGAUAAAGCAAUCUCUCCAUAUUCUCUGAGUUUUUCUGCACCAUUUCGGUUCUCUGAGCAUCAACCAAGUUAUCCAAAAGUUCCCCCUGGUGUACCAUUACACCAGCAUAAUGGCUAUAGAUCACAUAGUGAUGGAUAUAGGUCACAUUAUGAAGGUACCACAUAUGAAAACAGUCGACAAGUAUUUGGGACACCUUUGGAUAGUAUUAC